AUGCGUCCAUUCUUUCUCAUUGCCAUUUUUCUCGGCUUAACUACUUGCCAUCCCACCUUGAAGUUUGUUAGAGACAUUCUAACCCCAGAAGGAUUUACCAAAAUCCAACCAGGGGGGAUCGAUGAUGUUAAAGUCACGGAAGAAAAUACCCUCAACAGCACCAGCACUAUUGCCCAGCGAGACCCAGUUGUCGCCACUCUGCCUCUGAAGUUCGUCAACAACUACAGUGGCGGUGCAGUCAACGUCUAUAUAUCUGGGCUGGACUCCAAUGGUGCGGUCGUCUUCGUUGCUAGCAAUGGAUCCUUGAUUUAUCCUUCCUCAGGUGGCUCCAAGGUCCCUGUUAAAAUCACCAAGAACAUUGCCAUUCCCAUAACUUCGUCUGGAGACAUGUUUGAACUCACUCUGCCAAUUUAUAUGAGCUCUGGACGCAUCUAUUUUUCCGAUGGUGGCUUGUCGUUUUACAUGGUGAACACUGACACAGGGGAUGGCUUGGUUCAGCCGUCCAUUACCAACCUUCAGGAUGCAAACGCUGGCCUCAAAUGGGGCUUCGCUGAGUUUACUUACACUGGCGGGGUCAUAUAUGCAAAUAUUAGCUACGUUGACUUUGUUGGCAUGGUUCUGGGCAUGUUGCUAACGGUCGCCGACGGCACCGUGCAAAGUGCAGCGGGACUCCAGGCUGACAGUGUCACCAACAUCUGCAAUGACUUAGUGACACAGAUGGAUGCUGAUGGAUACCCGUGGAGUUCCAUGUGCAUUGCCAAUGCUGCAGGAACUCCUAUCCGAGUAUUGUCACCUGGCAACUUCCACGAUCUCAACGCCCAUGCCUUUGUCAAAUACUGGUCCAGUUAUGUUGACCAAGUCUGGAGCCAAUAUACCAUCUCGACCUUGAUGAUCAACACGCAGACAGAUUUCGGAGACGUUAGCUGCCAGGUUUCGGGAGAUGAAUUGAUCUGCAAUGGCGACAAUCGAGGCUACACAAAGCCCAGCGCCAACGACAUCUGGGGCUGCAACACCGGGCCGUUUGCUAUUAUAGAUGACGACAAUGCCAUUCACAAGGCAGUAGUGCCGCGUCUCUGCGCUGCAUUUGUCCGCUCCACUCUUCUUCUCGAUGGAGGCAAUGUGCAGCCGAGCCUUGGCAGCGAUUCGUACUACAUGGUCGAUCCUACCAACCACUACAGCCGCGUCAUUCAUAAGUAUGAGGUGGACGGCAAGGGAUAUGCAUUCUCCUACGACGAUGUCAACCCGGACGGCAAUGAAAAUGCCUCAGGCAUUGUUUCGUCUGGAAACGUUGACAACUUGACCAUUUUCGUUGGCGCUCCACCUUCUUAA
Messenger RNA from Ilyonectria robusta, 1329 nucleotides. RefSeq lists its product as uncharacterized. Bases 1 to 1329 code for a protein of 442 amino acids. The transcript has a single exon. Lineage: Eukaryota; Fungi; Ascomycota; Sordariomycetes; Hypocreales; Nectriaceae. The record is from RefSeq and is a predicted model, not a curated record.